UUCGGUCAGGCAUCGGCCAUCGCGCGUCGGAGACGCGCGGACACUCGAAUGGUCGGGCGCCAAGUCCCAGCUGUCCUCUUUUCUUUCUGGAAUAUUAAGCACCACUAGGACGUCGUCAGUCUGGGCAAGGCGUUACUACGAUCAACUUAUACGUACCUUGUCCCAAGUAUCGUAGCGAUACGUCGUCUCUUUCGUCUUCUCCUUGGUCAUGACCGUGAAAAAAUUUUUACUCAAUUCGCAAUAGACGCUCGAUGCGAACGGUAGAAAAGAACGGUUUUCCUGUUGUUUUUUUCGCUAAUCGAACUAAUUAUAGAUAACAAUAACAGUAACAACACUCGCUAAAAAUGUUUACCUCCGUGAGGUUAGCGUACUGCUUUUCAGUGAUUGUAAUCGUAGCUGGUCAUGUGCAACAAACACCCGGGAAGCAGAUUAACAGAGGGAAAAAUUUCUUCGGAUUAUUCGGCAAUAAGCCACCGCAAACGGACGACCCUCCAGAAAAAUGCUUUUGCAGCUGUGGCGUACGAAACGAGGAGAGCCGAAUUGUUGGGGGUCAGACGACGCAGAUGAACGAAUUCCCUUGGAUGGCCAGACUUUCCUAUCUGAACAAAUUCUACUGCGGAGGGACUCUGAUCAACGAUCGCUACGUGCUGACAGCCGCUCACUGCGUAAAAGGCAUCAUUUUCAGAUUUAUGUGGUUCAUGAUCAGAGUUACAUUCGGCGAACAUGACAGAUGUGACGAGAAAACAAAGCCUGCAUCAAUGUUUGUGACGAGAGCGCUGUCCGGUGAUUUCAGUUUUUUGAAUUUCGAUAACGACAUUGCAUUAUUACGAAUGAACGAACGAGUCCCCUUAACGAACACCAUUCGACCUAUUUGUCUUCCUACGGUUACAGAUAACGAUUACGUGGGAACGAAAGCAAUCGCGGCAGGAUGGGGUACCUUACACGAGGAUGGAAAGCCAUCUUGCUUGCUCCAGGAGGUCGAAGUACCAGUGAUGAGUCUUACAGACUGUCGCAACAUGAGUUACAAUCCUAGAAUGAUUUCGGACAACAUGCUAUGCGCCGGAUAUCGCGAAGGCAUGCGGGACUCCUGCCAGGGUGACAGCGGUGGACCACUCGUUGCCGAACGAGAAGACAAGAGAUACGAACUGAUCGGCGUCGUCUCUUGGGGGAAUGGCUGUGCCCGAGCAGGUUAUCCCGGCGUCUAUACCCGUAUCACUCGUUAUCUUGAUUGGAUCCUUAAAAACUCUAUCGAAGGAUGCUUUUGCGAAGAUUGAAGAUCAACUCCCGCGAUUUUCAUCUAGUUAUUAAAAUACUUCAUCGAACUAGUAACGGGCAGCUGAAUUCGUAAUUACCAUCGUUUUGCCUCCAUGAUUGACUAAUUUAUUCGAAUAAAUUCUUCCCUUUUCAAAUUAGUCUCUGCCGACAGAUCAGAUAAACAGUAGGGUCAACAAAUAUCCACGCAAUUGUACGUACGCAUAUUCGAUAUAACUGUUGAAAUUUAUUUCAUGACUGUUCCUUUGGCAUGUGUAUUGUUAUAUCGAUAAUGUUGAUAUGUUUUUAACGUUCGUGUUUCUUCGCAAUUUCUUUAUUUUUUUUUUUUAAUCUUUUCAGAGUCAUUUGAAACUGAUUCGCAAGUCAUUAUUCGAUAUCGUUCAUUGUUACAUAAUCUGCCUGUGUUAUUUAUUUUGAUCAUUCUUCAAUGGGAUUUAUGACGUGCGUUUAUAAUAUGAUAAUUAUGUAUAUGCCUACUACUUUGUCACGUAAUUUUCACGAUUAAAGUAAGAAACAAAUAACCAGA
Molecule: messenger RNA, 1798 nt
Organism: Athalia rosae (coleseed sawfly)
Lineage: Eukaryota; Metazoa; Arthropoda; Insecta; Hymenoptera; Athaliidae
Product: trypsin-1-like
Exons: 6
Coding region: 345-1274 (309 amino acids)
Biological process (GO): proteolysis
Molecular function (GO): serine-type endopeptidase activity
Source: RefSeq, a predicted model, not a curated record